CGGCCUUCUCCUAAACAAGAGGAAACCAUCCCGCGCUGAAGUACACCUCGACAUACAUUGUAGUCUCCCGCUCUGACAUAUGUCUUCCUCUAGUGGUUUGCACACCUUUGUGGCGAUAAAUGACAUCACUCAGCAAUCGUCGUCGGAAACCCAAGGCCCCUUUUGCACAUUGCCGACACUGUCAACCAAUUAAAUUAUAAUUGAAUACUCACUUCUCCCCAUCAAACUUGGUCUGACAAUGAAUGCUGUCGUCAAGGCAGCAAGGGAACAAACCCUCUGCCCAGUAUGUGGGGACCGCUUCAAAGAACCGAAGACGUUAUCUUGUGUCCAUUCCUUCUGCAAGAAAUGCAUCGCGGAUCACAUCGUCAAGACGACAAAGAACCAAUCAGACCCAUCGGCUUUCAAUUGUCCAGUCUGCCGAAAGGAGACCCCCAAACCCGACAAUGGUCCAACCUUGACAUGGGCGGACCAUCUACAGACGAAUGACGCACUAACAAGUAUUUUAGAGGCUUUUGAAUCCGGAACUAAUCUUAGAACGUGCCCACAUCAUUCGGACAAGGAGAUCGAGUUUUACUGUGAAGAUCACAGCCUCUCCCUUUGUUCUUGGUGUGCCACUAUCGCCCACAAGAAGUGUGAGGGCGUGGUCCCUAUCGAGGAAGCGGCCGAGAGACGGCGAAUUGACAGCGGGAGAUUGGCUAAUGUCCUGAUGGAACAGUCCUCUCAUACUGAAAAAAUUCUAAACGACAGAAGAAGCCAGUUAGAAUCCUUGGAUCGAACCGAGGAUGACAUCAAAGCUCGUUUGACGAAUUUGCGAAAGAAAACUAUGGAGGCUUUGGAUGCCCUCGAAAAUAAAGUGAUAAAUGAACUUAUGCUAAAGAAGAAUAAAGAAACAGAGGUUUUAAGACUGGAGGUGGAAACGUGCGAGGACAUUUUGAAAGACACGCGGGAAUGUUUGGAGUCGUUCCAGGAGUCCGUUCAGAAUGAACAACCAAUAGAUUUUGUGACGUCUUAUUUGAAACAAUUCGAAAUGUUUCAAAACAGGCAAAUAGCUUUAUUAAACUUUUCCAAAAAUCUAAAGAGUGUGAAAGUUAUCUUUAUCACCGAUAGAUCAGUGGACCAAAUUCUGAAACAGAUCAAGUCAUUGGGUACUUUGUCUGUUGAAAAAACACCAAGUCGAUAUGCACUACCUUAUGCGAAAUCAUAUACAGAGAGCAGACAAAGCGUCCUACAAACACCAAGGUCUAUCUCCUUGUUACACAGAGGCAGCACAUCAUACCGGCUAAUGUCCAGAGCUUCCAUAGUCAAAGAUAGCCAAUCAAUCCCAAGUUACACAUCGAGACCAAUUUCGUUUCGGCAUCGCGCCAUUUCUACUUAUUCGAAGGCAUCCAGUGUGGAACCAUUCCGAAACAAGCAGGAAUCCCAGAACACAUCGCCAACACCGAGAAGUGGAAGGUUGGAUGGAAACAAAACAACAAGAGAUUUAACCCAAUCAAGGCCGUCUGCGGACAUCAUGGCUAAAAAUGGAAAACUGAUACAGGCAAAACUCAGGUCAACCUUCGAUGCCUCUACCCCGGAUCAGAACGAAUGUUCCAUUGAAGGUGCAACAGUUUUGGCAUCUGGUCACGUGGUUCUUGCCGACUCCUAUCACAGUUCACUGAAGUUGUUUGACCAAAAAUACAGUUACAUCGGGUGCAUCAAGUUUUCAACAGCUCCUGGUGACGUCACCGCAUUUCAAGACGAUGAAGUGAUUGUCUGUUUACCAGACACCAAGCAACUUAAGCAUGAAAAGUUGAAAAAUAAUAAACUUAUCCCGGGGGAAUCACUUGCGGUCGGGGACAGAUGUACGUCUGCAAGUUACAACAACGGUAUUCUGGCCACCUGUUCAGGCAGCACGGUGCACGUUUUCAAACGAGAGGAAGGUCGCUGGAUCCGGAUCCUUCUGCAGAAGUUGGAUGUCGACAACCUCAUGUACAUUGCAGUCGACAAAGAAGGGGAGAGAAUUGUGGUCACCAAGAACGGUUACCCCAAUCGACCCGUGCUCUGUUUGAAUAAAAAUGGUCAGAAAAUAUGGAGCUUUACGCACGAGGAGAUCCGCCUGCCUCGCGGUAUUGCAUUCUUUGGGGACCAGAUUCUGGUCGUGUCGUGGGACCAACAGCGCAUACUGCAGCUCAACAAAGAGGGUAAACUGGUGGGUGCGGUUGUUAAGGACGGCCUUCAGUGGCCUUGGAAAUUGUGUAUCAGUCCUCUCAAUGACAAACUGUUUGUGACUCAGUGCUAUUACAGACUAUCGCUGAAAGAGAAGAACACAAUCAAAGUCUUCUCGCUCAAAUGACAUAACCGCUUUGAUAGCUCAAGGUUUCACAAUUUGUUGUGUUAUUGGCUAAAAGAUAAGAGAGUACAUGUACAUAUAUUUUACCCGAUAGUUCUUAAAAUGAUUUAGUAUGGUUUUCAUAUCGGCACCAGCGCCAGAUCUUAGCCAUGCUGACUUGAUCGCCCGUUACAAGCUUUGUUCACGCGUGGUUGGAAUAAUGACGGUAGUGUUUCUUUUCAGUUUUUAUUUUCAAAUAUUUCGUAUUUUACGAUAACUCAU
Molecule: messenger RNA, 2590 nt
Organism: Magallana angulata
Lineage: Eukaryota; Metazoa; Mollusca; Bivalvia; Ostreida; Ostreidae
Product: tripartite motif-containing protein 2-like
Exons: 3
Coding region: 239-2332 (697 amino acids)
Molecular function (GO): zinc ion binding
Source: RefSeq, a predicted model, not a curated record